CUCACACGGCUAACAGGCUAGCAAGGUAGCGCCGGCUCACGUCGAACUUCAACUCCCACAAUUCGUAGCGCAGGAAACACUCGGGCCGUUGGUCGUGUCCCCUUCCUGUCCCGACUCUAAGCCGCUGUGUUUCACCACAGGACGACCACUCAGGUGGUGUGUGUGUCGCCAGCUAUGGAGCGUGUGAUGGGAGGGGGCAUGCUGCCUUUGGUUUUGGCAAGUGUGGGGGUCCUGAUGCUCUACCGGGUGCUGGUCCGCCUCAGAUCGGGAGCCUCUGUCCAGGACGCUGUGGUGGUCAUCACAGGGGCCAGCUCCGGCCUGGGAAAAGAGUGCGCGCGGGUCUUCCACAGGGCAGGUGCACGGCUUGUGCUGUGUGGCCGAGACGCAACGCGGCUGCAGGAGGUCGUCCAAGAGCUCACAGCAACUUCAGACACACAGACACAAACACACAUCCCCAGUAUAGUCACCUUCGACCUGGCUGAGACGGAGACAGUGGGCAAAGCUGCAGAGGAGAUCCUUAAGUGUUACGGCCAGGUUGACGUCCUUAUCAACAACGCUGGAAUCAGUUACCGUGGUAACAUCCUGGAUACCCACGUUUCGGUUCAUCGGAACGUCAUGGAAACAAAUUACUUUGGGCCCAUUGCUCUGACUCAAGCCCUCUUGCCCUCUAUGGUCCACCGGCGCAGUGGCCACAUUGUGGUCAUCAGCAGCGUCCAAGGCAAAAUGGCCAUUCCUUACAGAUCAGCUUAUGCUGCCUCCAAACACGCCACGCAGGCCUACUUCGACUGUUUACGCGCAGAGGUGGAUCACUACGGGAUCCCAGUGACUGUCAUCAGUCCUGGAUACAUCCGAACCAACCUGUCUCUGAACGCCGUCACAGGGGAUGGCUCCAAGUACGGAGUUUUGGACAAGACCACAGCAACUGGCCGAGAUCCCAGGGACGUGGCUCAGGCAGUCCUGCACGCUGUCCGUCACAAGAGUAAAGACGUUGUUCUGGCAGGGCCCCUGCCCACGCUCGCCAUCUACCUCCGCACGCUGUGGCCUGCCCUCUUCUUCAGACUCAUGUCCUCUCGCGCUCGCAAGGAGCAGAAAGCUAAAGAUGAGUGAGGAGGAGUGAAGCAGAGGGAGGCAAGGGCUGAGAGGCUCACAGGGCGGGACGUCCAGCAGGAGAGAUGUUACAGACAAGUCAGGAGACUGUGAACCUGCCAUGUGGAAGUCAUACAGACAUGAACAGCUUCAGCAAUGCUUGUCCACAACACUCGUGACAUAUAAAUUGAUAUUGAUGUGUUGGUGUAACAUCUGAAAACUACACAGUAAACCAGUAGCAUGUAGACUGCCUGGCAGCAAGACCUCAUGGUCAGCAUUUCUUUUCCCUGCACUGACUGACUACUGCAGUUUGACCAGAUUUAACAAAUUGUAUGGUUCAGCUGUUGUAAUUUACCACCAUUUCUGCAAUUCAGGAAUAAACCUUUUUUUUACAUAAUGCCAAAACACUGAUUUACAGUUUAACUGCUCUAAAACUGCUAGCUGUACUAGCAGUUUUACUGGUUAUACUGGUCUACUGGUUAUACUGGUUUAUACUUGUCCUUCAAAACACAAAGAGGAGGACAAGAUGUGUGAUCAGAGGAAACUCAAAGCUCAAGGCUCCAUAGACAGUUUGAGCAAGUGAUGCUGUGUUAAUUAUUGGCAUUGGAUUGGAGUAUCAGCAAUUAAUACUCUGAGUUGCUGGUAUUCAUUUGACAUGGGGUUUUCAUAACCAUUAAUUUUGAUUAAUUGAUAAAGCAUUCAUAAUUAAAGUGGCACCUAAUUGCA
Messenger RNA from Myripristis murdjan (pinecone soldierfish), 1812 nucleotides. It is a transcript of the gene dhrs7b, whose product is annotated as dehydrogenase/reductase (SDR family) member 7B. Gene Ontology annotation, cellular component: membrane. Bases 175 to 1107 code for a protein of 310 amino acids. The record is from RefSeq and is a predicted model, not a curated record. Lineage: Eukaryota; Metazoa; Chordata; Actinopteri; Holocentriformes; Holocentridae. Gene Ontology annotation, molecular function: oxidoreductase activity. The transcript is spliced from 7 exons.